AUGGUUGAGAAUGCUGGCAUAUUCACUUAUGGUAUUUAUAUCGGGGCCAUAAUUAUCCUUUUUCAAAUUACAUACCAGCGAGCAUAUGAUAUUAUAAAAUGGACGUCGCUGAUAAGUUUGAUAUAUGCGUUUCUUUUCAUAUCCUUCGAAGAAAUAGAACGGCCCCCUGUUAAAACUCUGAGGCGACUGAAAAAGCUUGAGAAAGCUGAUGAGAAGGAACUUAGCUCCAGCGAGGAUACUGAAAAUUCUUAUGUCGACUCUUUUUUUGAAAGUUAUCCAGAGGCAUCUGAAGAGAUCGAACAAAUUGUGGAUUUGCUGAUACAAAAUUUUAUUCUUUCGUGGUUUCAAAGCAUUGAUGCCAAUCCCUCCUCGAGGUUCCCUCUGGUUAUCAAGAAAAUCAUUCUUGAAACGAUCUGUAGAUUGCAAAAAAGAUUGUCAGGAGUAGAUGAGGCUGAUUUUGUAGCUUUGAAGCUUCUUCCCCUGUUGACAAAGUAUUUCAGAAUCUUUUGUAUUGCGAGGGAAGCUGUUUUAAUUGACGAUUCUUCCAGCAAAAGUGGCCUCUCAAAUACCAAUUUAAAGGUCGCAGUUCAAUUUAAUAAGUACCUCAAAAUGCAUAGUGGGCUCUCACUCAGACUGAGCUGUCAAUCUUCAGACAUUGAAAAUCAUGUAAGGACCAAGGUAGAUCGAUUGUUACCGUAUCUUAUCUCUGAAAAAGAACUCAAUUCUCCAUAUGUAUCUAUUCUGCUGAGAGAGAUACUCUCAACAUCAAUCAUUGGACCUUUAGUAUUAAAAUUUUCUGAUCCCGAUAACUGGAAUACUAUUUUGAUAUCAAUUUGUGAGAAGAAACUUGAAGAGCGUGAUCAAGUGCUCGAAGUUCGCAGGAUUUUAUCAAAUGAAGUUGAGCUUCGAAGAUUUUGCUCGCGACAUAAUGGGGAAUUCGAACGUCUGCUUGAAAUGGGACUUGAAUUCGAAAUAGGGCAUUCUGAAAAAUACUUUGAAGACUUUCUAAGACAGCUGAGCCUUCUAGAUUCGGCAUUUCACUUAUGGGCCGUAAGGCAUUUUUUGCUCUCAAACGUUCUAAUGCUACAAGAUAAAAAAAUGUCACCCCAGGAAAUUGAGGAGCUAAAAAGAAGAACAUCGCUCUCCCUAAAACUGAUCCAAACACGUUUAACCUACGUUGAUUCCAUAAACAACAUUGGAAGUUUCACGAGUAGUAUCAAUCCCGAGUCCCAGCAGUCUGAUCUGAAUCAAAUUCUGGAGAGUUUCGUGGCAUCAAUACAAUUGAUAUCUUUCGAUGAUAUUUUGGCUGAGCCUAUGUGUCUCAUUUACUUUGAGAGCUAUUUGAGAUCCCAUCCUUAUCACUAUGGAAUAUCCUAUUUGAGAUUUUAUGAGCUGGUUGAGAAAAUGAAAACGCCUCUAGAAGAUUCAAGAGAUAUUACGGUCACUUUUCCGCCGUCUGAGAUAAAUGAAUUGAGAGAAGCUGCUGAAAAGUUUAAUCGCCUAGAUGAUUUGAGAGUUCUAGACCCCGGACUUGUAAGUAACAUUCAGCUAUUUGUUUCACGAACCACUUCUAAUGAUGACCAGACAGUCAUGCUAGCACGAAGAAGUAUGCUAUUGUUGCAAAACGAGGCAAAAAAAGCACUGUCAAAAGAGUUUUUUGAAGCUUUCAAAGAUUCGAAGACAUUCAUUGGAAUGGUAUCGGAUCCUGAAUUUAUUGGUACAGAUGUCUUUUCUAAGCUGCUUGAUCUCCCCGAAAACAACACUUUCAGAGAAUUUGGGACGAGUAUGGCUCCUAAAAAAAGCAUCCCGGGGGCUCAUAUCGGUGAUGCACUCGACAAUAUUUUGAAGGUAGCAAGUAGAAGAAGAAAAAAGUCUGAAAAUCAAAUCUCAGAUAUAGAGGUCAUUUUUGGUGACGAAGAAGGAAUCCCAAAACCGCUUUCUGAGGACUCUCUUUUCGGAGAUCUCGCUAACAAUGAAACGGACAAAGCCCCAACAGAGAAUUCAGAGGAAGAUCAUUUGAGUGAAGACUCCUUUCCUAAAGAGUUUUCACCUCCAAAUUUGUCUGGUAGUCGCGUUGAAAGGUCAUUUGUCGACCUUGAAGCUAGGAUAGCAUAUUUGACAAUAGCUGUGGAUCAGAUAGAAAAAGAGUUACGUUUAUUGGACCAUCUUCUUCUGAAAGCUGAAUUAACUAACAAUCAACAGCAAUUAAAACUAUUAAAAAAAUCACAAAGGGCUUUGGUCAGAGAUUUGGAAAAUAAAGAGUUGCUACGACAGCAGUACUCUGUUCAGGAAGACGCUAACAGUUUGUUCAAGAAAACUAAAAUUUCUAUUAAGUCGUAUUACGUAGACCAGCCGUUGAAAAAUCAAAGAGAAGUAACAUAUUAUCUAAUCAACGUGACUCACAUUAAUAAUAACCUGGUGACAUCCUGGGAAAUUCCCCGUAGGUUUAGUGAGUUUUACUCUUUAAAUUUGGAACUUAAGAGAAAAUAUAAAAGCCUGAUGAAACACCUGCAACGGAAGGAAAUCUUUCCUGAAAAGAUCAAAAUCUCACUGAGAUAUCAUGUUUCGAAAUCUUUAUUAUACGAGGAACGAAAAGCUAAACUAGAGAAGUAUUUGCUUGAGUUAUUGAGUAUACCUGAAGUGUGCCAGGAUGGCAUGUUUCGACGCUUUUUAACGAAUUCAGCUCUUUUUUCAGGUGAAAGAGAUGAACAAGCUGAACAGAAUGAUGCAAGUGAUCUGGAAAGCUCUACUGCCUCCCUGAAUCACUGUAUGGACAUUGAUCUGAAUGGGAUUCCCGCAACAGAUGUUCAAAGGCGUAAAAUAGACCCGUUAAACGAUGAAGAUUUAGACAUACAGAGUGAUGUCGGGCACAAGGUCUACACAAAUUGUGAUGUCAGGAACUAUGAGGAAAAAUCAUAUGUGAGAUCGGUAUGCGAUUUCUUCAUAUCUGUCUUUAGCUUAAACAAAAAUAAUUCCGGUUGGCUGCGAGGCCGUGCAAUUUUGAAACUUUUGCAGCAACUACUGGGUACGGCAGCUGACAAAUACAUCAAAGACACUCUAAAGAGGCUAACGUCGGAGGAACAAAUCACUGAUGUUUUGCGGGGAUUCAGAACUUACUUAUCGUCUCCCAAUGGUUUCUUAGCAAAGAGAAAACUUCCAAAAGAAGUGCGAACAGACGGUGAUAUAAAGAGAGCCCGGAAUGACUCUCGACUGCUUAUACAAAGGCUUUUUAUAGAAGUUUUUGCAAAAGUUGUGGGAUUUCGAAAUGCUCAAAACGCAGCUGUUAAUAUUCAUGAAAUGCUACAGAAUUCGUAUAUAAAUGCGAGCCUACUACUUGAAAUUCUCGAUGUGACAUUGAAUGAAGUCUUUUUUAAUGAGAAAAUCAAAUCGCAGAAGAAAGAUGGAAAUGCAAUAUGA
Zygotorulaspora mrakii is the source of this 3417-nucleotide messenger RNA. It is a transcript of the gene MDM1, whose product is annotated as Mdm1p. Gene Ontology annotation, cellular component: intracellular membrane-bounded organelle. Lineage: Eukaryota; Fungi; Ascomycota; Saccharomycetes; Saccharomycetales; Saccharomycetaceae. The record is from RefSeq and is a predicted model, not a curated record. Gene Ontology annotation, molecular function: phosphatidylinositol binding. The transcript has a single exon. The coding region runs from base 1 to 3417 and encodes 1138 amino acids.